Molecule: messenger RNA, 2094 nt
Organism: Botrytis porri
Lineage: Eukaryota; Fungi; Ascomycota; Leotiomycetes; Helotiales; Sclerotiniaceae
Exons: 6
Coding region: 1-2094 (697 amino acids)
Biological process (GO): transmembrane transport
Molecular function (GO): transmembrane transporter activity
Source: RefSeq, a predicted model, not a curated record
AUGCUUUCUCGUCCAUUACCCCAAGGUCAACGACUUGAUCUUAUAAGCUUCCUAGCUCAAGACUCAUUGCCAGCUUCGAUUUCUCAAAUUGCUUCCGAAAUCCAAUUCUUGAGAGAGUGUCCUCAAGUAACUACUAACAAGAAAAAGGCCAAGAUGGUUCGUCCUGCGAUGGAAUCAGACAAUUCGGGUGAAUCCGCAGUGAUCAGCUCCUUCGGUAUUCCAUUAUCAACCACUUCCAAUCGCAAUGGUCGCGUCAAUCGCUGGGGAAGUAGAGUCAACGAUGCGGAUGAACAGUAUCCUGGAUGGAGAAAAUCGAUUGCCACUAUGUUAUCUCUCUACCUGCUUACGCUGAUUGUAGCUCUUGAUCGAACAAUUCUCAGUACUGCUAUCCCUGCUAUUACCAUUGAGUUUAACACACUUGAAGAUAUCGGAUGGUAUGCAUCUGCAUAUCUCUUGACAAGUUGUGCUACUCAAUUACCUUUUGGGAAAAUCUACAAGUUCUACAACUAUAAAUGGGUUCUCAUGAUCGCAGCUGUCUUUUUUGAGGCUGGCUCUGCUAUAUGUGGAUCCGCGUCAAACUCUAAGGUUUUUAUUGUUGGUAGAGCAAUUGCUGGCCUAGGUUCUUCGGGUAUCUUCAAUGGAGCUAUAUUAGUCCUGAAAGAAACCGUGCCACUUCAUCGUCGCCCUAUUUUCAUGAGUUUAUUAUGGUGUAUGUUCGCUGUUGCCACUGUAUGUGGACCUUUACUCGGAGGUUUACUCACCGAAAGAGUCACUUGGAGAUGGUGCUUUUAUAUCAACCUGCCAGUGGGCGGAGCCGCUGCAUUUAUUCUACUCUUCGUUUUGAAAGGAAAAUCCAGGAACAAUAUGGACACUUUUCUCCAAAAGCUUCGAAAAAUGGAUCCCAUCGGAACAUUCGUCUUCAUUACUGGUAUUGUUUGCGUACUUCUGGCAUUACAAUUGGGAGGCAAUCAAUACAGGUGGGGAGAUGCAAGAACCAUCCUCCUAUUCAUAUUGGGUGGCAUCUUACUGAUAUCCUUCGUCACGAUCCAAUUUACGACCGGAGAUGAUGCAACAGUACCGAUUCGAAUUCUCAAGCAACGAUCUGUUGCUUCGGUGGCGUGGUUUUCUUUCUUCAAUUCAUGUUCUUUCUAUCUUGUCGUCUACUACAUUCCAAUCUGGUUUCAAGCUGUCCAGGGUCUUGACGCAUUCGAUUCUGGUCUUCACACACUUCCAUUGGUCUUAGCUUUGGUCUUCGCCACCUUCUUCGCGGCAAUAUUCCAAAGAUCCAUUGGCUACUAUGUUCCAAUGAUAAUUGUAUCAUCAAUCAUCGCACCAGUCGGCGCAGGGCUUCUCACCACAUUACAAGUUAAUAGUGGACCAAAAGAAUGGAUGAGUUGGCCGGUUGUCUUUGGAUCCGGUCUUGGUUUGGGUAUACAACAGAUCAGUUUGGCAGUUCAAGCAUCUCUUCCAGAUGGUGAUAUACCAGUUGGUCUUGCACUUAUACCUUUCUUCCAAACUCUUGGCGAUACGAUUUUCGUCACUAUUGGUCAAGCUAUCUUCUCUCAUGAAUUGGUCAAGAAUCUCUCGGCUCUCAAUAUCCCUUCUCUUUCAACCUCACUUAUCUUACACACGGGUGCUACAGAACUUCGAGCUCUCAUUCCGGCACAAUAUCUUCCAGAGUUGUUAAUAGCAUAUAACGCGGCUAUCAUGAAAGUUUUUCUUGUGGCUAUUAUCACAAGUGCUCUUACGAUUCUCACCGGUCUAACUUUGGAAUGGAAGAAUAUUAACAAAGUCAAGAAACCGUUUGAAGUUACAAGACGAUCUAUCUAUCAAUAUCAUGGCGAAGGAGACUGUCCAUUCCCUUUGUAUGAUGCUAGCAAUUCUGAACAUGUACAACCUGGACUUGUUGAUACAGAGAGUCAGUCUGUCAUGGAAACAAAGCUUGGCAAUGAUCUUCAACAACAAUUGGAAACAAUUAGAGAGGAGAGAGAAAAGUCUAGUUCUGCUGAGACUAAUUCUCAUAUUAUCAACACUUCUAAGGAUAUGAAGACAAUUGUAGUUGGAAUUUCAGAGAAGACUGGGGAUGAAAAUUAG